Molecule: messenger RNA, 3375 nt
Organism: Pezoporus occidentalis (night parrot)
Lineage: Eukaryota; Metazoa; Chordata; Aves; Psittaciformes; Psittacidae
Gene: DDHD1
Product: DDHD domain containing 1
Exons: 12
Coding region: 57-2528 (823 amino acids)
Cellular component (GO): cytoplasm
Molecular function (GO): glycerophospholipase activity; metal ion binding
Source: RefSeq, a predicted model, not a curated record
AGCGGCACCGCCCCCGGGCGGACGGAGCCGGCGGCGGUUGCGGGGCCCCCUGCGGCAUGGAUUACCCCGGUCCCGCCUCGCAGCAUGGCGCUUGGGACCUGCCCGGCGAGGCGAGCGCCCACGGUGCCGCUUCCUGCGAGCAGCCGGUCGGCGGCGAGGAGGAGGCGGCGCCGCCGAGCUGCGGCUUGCAGCGUCCCCUCACCCGGCCGUCCCGCCGCCCCCAGCAGCUCUCCGGACCGCCGCUCGCCACGUUCUCUACCUCCUCCUCCGAGGGGGAGCUGGAUGCGGCGGCCGCUCUGCAGCGGGAACCGAGCCUGAGCGACGAGGCCGGCGGCGGCGGCGGUUUCGACUCGGCCGAGUCCGGCGCCUCGCUCCGCUACUCCACGGGUACGGGCGGCGAGUACAGCGAGGGCGAGGGAGCGGGGCUCGCCAGCAGCGAGAGUGGCGGCAGCGGCUUCUACCUGGCGGCGGCAGCGCUCCCUGAGAGGAGGCGGCCGGGUGGCGGCCGGCCCCGCUAUGAGAUGGUGCGGGAGCUGAGCGCCGAGGAGGUGCGCUGGUUCUACCGGGAGGACCGGAAGCCCUGGAAGCCCUUCAUCGGUUACGACUCGCUGCGGAUCGAGCUGGCCUACCGCGCCCUCGGAUCCGAGCCGCGGGAGGGCGAGGCGGCGGCAGUGGAGCCGGUGUGCGUGAGGAGCGGGCUCUAUGAGGUGGACGUAGCCAACGCGGAGUGCUACCCUGUCUACUGGAACCAAUCAGAAAAGAUCCCUGUGAUGCGUGGACAGUGGUUUAUUGAUGGCACAUGGCAACCUCUGGAAGAGGAGGAAGGUAACUUAAUAGAACAGGAGCAUCUCAACUGCUUCAAAGGCCAGCAACUGCAGGAGAGCUUUGAUAUAGAAGAGCAGGCAAAACCUGUUGACCGGAAGGAGGCUAUUCAUAGUCUGAAGUUGAGUCGCAACCAUGUGGACUGGCACAGUGUGGAUGAAGUGUAUCUUUACAGUGAUGCAACAACAUCUAAAAUUGCAAGAAGCGUUACACAAAAGCUGGGGAUUUCCAAAGCUUUAAGUAGUGGGACAAGGCUACAUAGAGGCUAUGUAGAAGAAGCUACAUUAGAAGACAAGCCACCACAAAUUAGUCACAUUGUGUUUGUUGUGCAUGGUAUUGGGCAGAAAAUGGACCAAGGAAGGAUCAUCAAAAAUACAGCUAUGAUGCGAGAUGCUGCAAGAAAAAUAGAAGAAAAGUAUUUUUCUGAUAUCUCAACGCUUGCUGAAUUUCUUCCAGUUGAAUGGAGAUCGAAACUUACCCUCGAUGAAGACACUGUGGAUUCCAUUACUCCAGAUAAAGUACGAGGUUUAAGGGAUAUGCUGAACAGCAGUGCAAUGGAUAUCAUGUAUUACACCAGUCCUCUUUACAGAGAUGAACUAGUGAAAGGGUUGCAGCAAGAGCUGAACCGGCUAUACACACUCUUCUGUGCCCGGAAUCCAGAGUUUGAAGAGAAAGGAGGGAAAGUCUCAAUUGUGUCCCACUCACUGGGCUGUGUCAUCACCUAUGACAUCAUGACUGGCUGGAACCCGGUCAGGUUUUAUGAACACUUGCUGCAGAAGGAAGAGGAGGAACUUCAAGACAGCUGGAUGAGCUAUGAAGAGCAACGUUUACUUGAAGAACUUCACAUAACUAAAAACCGGUUGAAAGACAUAAGAGAGAGGUUACGUGGGUUAAAGGCAUCCACCAUAUCAGAACCACCUGUCUUAAAAUUUAAGGUAGAGAAUUUCUUCUGCAUGGGAUCUCCAUUAGCAGUGUUUUUGGCAUUGCGUGGCAUCCGUCCAGGAAACUCUGGUAGUCAAGACCAUAUUCUGCCCAGGACAAUUUGUAAUCGCUUACUAAAUAUUUUUCACCCAACAGAUCCAGUGGCCUAUAGAUUAGAACCUUUAAUUCUGAAACACUACAGCAACAUUUCACCUGUCCAGAUCCACUGGUACACCACUGUAAACCCUCUACCUUAUGAGUGUAUGAAGCCAAGUUUUCUCAACCCGACAAAAGAACCUACCUCAGUUACCGAUAGUGAAAGUGCGUCAACUGUACCAAGCCCAACUACUUCACCAGUCAUGGCUCGACGCCCCUAUGGGGAGUCUAUAACAAACAUAGGCAAAGCAGGUAUAUUAGGAGCUGCAAGCAUUGGGAAGGGCCUCGGCGGGAUGCUUUUUUCAAGAUUUGGUCGAUCUAGUACAGCCACCCCACAGACACUUGAGGCAGGAAAAGAUGGAGCCGAGGAGGAUGACAAGAAGGCUGCAGCGGCUGGGGAGCCCCUUUUACUGCAUAGCAACAGCUCGAGCUUCCUUGAACCCGCAGUGGAACUGGAGCACAGGAUUGAUUUCGAGCUCAGGGAAGGUCUUGUGGAGAGCAGAUACUGGUCCGCAGUCACAUCACACACUGCCUAUUGGUCAUCUCUGGAUAUUGCUUUUUUCCUUCUAACCUUCAUGUACAAACACGACCAAGAAGAUACAGACAAAUCCAGUAUGGACGCUGUUUGAAUUUUUGACUGGGGAUGGGGCGGGAUGGGAAAGGAAGUUUUAAAACCAGUGGCACAAAACUGAUGUUUUACUGUUAAACUGUAGUAAAUAGGGCAUGGAGGUUUCAGGUUUAAGUGCAUGUUUGGAUUUUUCCUAUUUCUAAGGAGCAAAAAUUAUUUGUAUUUAAAAGCACUUUAUAGUUUUAAACAUUUUGCAGUGCUUAAUUAGACCUGACAGGAUUCCAAAUUCUUGCCAACUUUGACUGUAUAAAAAGCCAAUACAAUGUGUAGCAUCCUGUAAGCACAGUUGUGCAGUGUGCUUGGGUGACAUACUUAAUGACCAUAAUUGCUGUUCAAUUCAUUAAAGUAUAAAAGUUCAGUUGAUUAAAAAAAAUAUUAAUUUCCAUUAACAACAAUAUAUGUUAGAUACAAACCUAAAACUGCCAUGUUCUGAUGUCUUACGUAUCGGGUGAUAACAAACGGUGGUAUCAUUUCUAGGACUUUACUCAGCUCCACAUCCUAUUAUCCACAGUACCAUUGAAAGGCCAUUCUGACUGCUGGUUUCUGAGGGAAUAUUAUACGUGACGCAUCUAGAAACUAAUGCUGAAAAAGCAUGAAGCAAAUAUUUGAAAUACUGUACUUAUAAUUUAUUAUUAUCUCUAAUUGUUUCAUUUUAUUCCAGUGUAUAAAACAUGACUUUUUUACAGGUUUCUUUUGACAUAAUUUAAGAACCACAUUUAUUUUCUACAGUGUGAAGACUUUUCCUCAGAAAUACAUAUCUUUGUACGACUAUUCAAAUGAAAAUAUGGCACUGUGGCACACUUUAAGUAUUUUUUCAUUAAAAAUAAAUGUUUGUGGUUUCACACAAA